Molecule: messenger RNA, 2368 nt
Organism: Salvelinus sp. IW2-2015
Lineage: Eukaryota; Metazoa; Chordata; Actinopteri; Salmoniformes; Salmonidae
Product: putative pleckstrin homology domain-containing family M member 1P
Exons: 8
Source: RefSeq, a predicted model, not a curated record
ACUCCUCACCUACCUGUCACAGAGACGCCACAGGAGAAAAAGACAGAAGAUUCUGCUAAGAGCACCUCUGCGCCUUCAGCCCACACAAACCUAUGCCGUACUACCAGUGUGCAAAGCAGGAGGGUGUCUACAGACUCAAUCACACAUUCCCACUCCUGGAUCUCUGAGGAUGACAUCUAUAAGCCACACCUUGAGGAACUGGUUGACCCCGAUGAGUCUUUACUAGGCUUUGGCCCAGCUCUUGUGAAUGGAUUGACCUCUCCCCCUCCAGAGCCCGAGACGCCCCAGUCUCCCCCCAGCGUGGUUCACCGCAGGCAGAUAGGCCUGUCCAACCCUUUCCGUGGGCUGCUGAAGCUGGGCCAUCUGGAGCGGCGGGGCGCUGUGGGCAUGUGGCGGGACUACUACUGCGAGCUCUCGCCCUUCGAGUUCCGCCUCUACCUGAACGCAGAGGAGCGCACCUGCUGUGACAACUGCUCCCUGCUGCGUUGCGAAGACGCCCGCGUCACCUCGGCCGAGGGCCGCUUCGACCUGGCCUUCCCAGGGAAGAGGCUCCACCUGCGGGCAGCCAACCAUGACGAGGCAGAGGACUGGGUGGACCGCAUCGCAGAGGCCGUCAGCAAGUUCCGCCCGUUGCACCGCCUUGACGACCAUUCAGAGGUGCUGCAGUCCACUGACAGCUUUGUCAUCCUGGAAGAGCCCCGAAAAUCUUCCCCUUCGUCCCCCUCCGUACCCACCAGUCCCGAGCGAGGGGGUACUGCGGUUGAGCAGGAGCAGCAGCCGCCACUUGAGCUAGACUGGACGCGUCCCACAGUCCCUGAGUCAGACGCCAUUAAGGAGGCGGUGCUGUACCUAUCCCAGGACGCAGAGGCUCGCAACUGGACUCCUCUGGUCUUCUCCCUCUCCUUGGAGACUCUCAACAGUUUCCGGGUACAGGAUGGGCGAAAGGUACUGUGCUGCUCCCACCCCAUCGAGGGGAUACGGGACGUGGUCCCAGACGUUUCUCUGGGGGGACCGGCUUUCUUUAGGGUCGUAACAGCCAGAGAUACGCUCAAGCUGAGGGCCAAGAGCCCUGAGGAGGCGCGUGCCUGGAGGGGCAUCAUCAGGGGAGUCCUGGACUCCUACCUGGAGAAUGGAGAGAACGGGGAGCCUAAUAGCCCCGGGUUAGCCACUGGGGCAUGGGGCAACGUCCACAGACUGGUGCAGCAUAGACUGAAGGGGGACGGGGUGCUGCUGGCCCAUCUAUAUACAGUGCCCACAGAGAAGGGGCUGGACCUUCAGGGCUUCAAGUGUGCAGGUUGUCCAAAGCCGGUGGGUGUCUCCCGGGGAAAAGCCAGACUGUGCGAGUUCUCAGGGAAGUACUAUUGCGACGCUUGUCACCAGGGUGACACCAUCGCCAUACCCUCCCGCAUGGUGCAUAACUGGGACCUCACGCCUCGCGAGGUCUCCAGACAGGCCCUCGAACUGCUGGCUCAGGUUGAACAUGAGCCCCUGCUCAACCUUCACCUUUUGAACCCUAACCUGUGGGAGCAUGUUGAGGCCAUGGCCCAGGCACACAGUCUCAGACAGAGGCUGCAGCUUGUAGGACACUACCUGCUCACCUGCCGCAGUGGGCCAUGCAAGGAUAUUCAGACCAGACUGGGCCUAAGGACAUACCUGUUAGAAUCAAGCCAUCUCUACAGUGUCAUGGACUUACAACAGAUAGCGGAGGGAACAUAUGUUGCCUACUUGAAUAUGUUGAUCCGGUUUGCCUCCAACCACGUUCAACAAUGUGACCUUUGCACCCAGAGGGGCUACAUCUGCCAGAUCUGUCAUGCCGGUGACAUCAUCUUCCCCUUCCAGUUCGACACCACUGCCAGGUGUAAAGAGUGUAAGGCAAUGUUUCACGCAACUUGCAAGGCCCAGUCGUCCUCGUGUCCACGAUGCAUGCGUCUUCAGAGGUACCUCGAGAGCGAUCUGCAGGACUGCUCUGUUUGACCCAGUGGCCUUCCUGUAGCUGCAGAGACCUAUGAAAUGACAAACGACAAGAGCAGACAUUCAUGUCCUGCUUCUAGUUUCUUUUUUCUACAUGAACUAACCUCAAGUGCAAUUAGGAAGUGUUGACUGUAUGUACCGACCACAGACCAAACAUGACCAACCGAACUGGAUAGUGUAAAAAGCCAAGAGCUACACAAACUUGCACUAAUAUAGAAAGGUUUCUGCUAUUGAAUUGACGUAUUUGACAAGGUGAAGCCCACUGAUAUGUUCUUACCUCUCUGAACUUUCUCUACGUCUUGAGUGUCCAAGCCAAGGAAUCAAAUAUGAAGGAUGAUGCAAAGAAUCUACUUUAUGCAAAAAAAUUAAAUUAAAAUAAAUGUAUACAUUGAUGUCA